Molecule: messenger RNA, 766 nt
Organism: Anoplophora glabripennis (Asian longhorned beetle)
Lineage: Eukaryota; Metazoa; Arthropoda; Insecta; Coleoptera; Cerambycidae
Exons: 3
Cellular component (GO): nucleus
Molecular function (GO): zinc ion binding
Source: RefSeq, a predicted model, not a curated record
AAGAAGGUUAGAAUGCAUAGGUUAAAAGUAAAGGCUAUAUAUUUUUGUUUUUUGUAUCUGUGUUCUAUUUAUACGUAAUAAAAGAUUGUUGCAGAGCAAUGGAUGUUAAGGAAACUUCGUGUAGGCUUUGCUUUAAAAAUAUAACCGAUGAAAGUUUUGAAGUGGUAAACAAUAUUGUCAGAAACAUUCUAAAUGUUAUUUUAAAAUUGAAAUUUGAUAACGAGAGCAAAGAGGUUAUAUGUAACGUUUGCAGAAGAAAGUUAAAUGCGGCGUUAGAGUUUAAGUCAACCUGUCUGAAUACCGAUAACAAAAUUAUUCCUUAUUUGGAUAGAGAAAAAAUGUUACAGCUUGACUUAAGAGAAGUGUACAUGCAGGAAAAGAAAAGUGAUUUAGUUUGCAGUCAGAAAAUAUGUCGAUUGUGUAUGCAUCCAGUAGAAAGUGAGUUUAGAUGCAUACGUGAAGUUGAACUUGAAGCCAUUGAGAAAUUGGCUCCUGAAAUGAAUAUAAAUAUCAUCAAAGAUCCCGUUGUUUGUAAUCCCUGCUUCGAUUCUCUGUGUACUCACAACAGUUUCCUUAAAGAUUGUUCAGAGGUAGAAGAAAAAAUUACAAGUACAGAUAGUUCAGCCAUAGAAAGUCGAAUAGAUAUGUGUCCGCUUGAUGUACUCGUUAAGACUGAAAAUCUGGACAAGGAAUUCGAUAUUAACGAGACGGAAAUGUCGAUCAAAUCUGAAAGUAUCGACAUAAAAUCGGAAGAUGAGGAAAGGAG